Molecule: messenger RNA, 4853 nt
Organism: Acanthopagrus latus (yellowfin seabream)
Lineage: Eukaryota; Metazoa; Chordata; Actinopteri; Spariformes; Sparidae
Gene: slc26a1
Product: solute carrier family 26 member 1
Exons: 8
Coding region: 253-2400 (715 amino acids)
Biological process (GO): transmembrane transport
Cellular component (GO): membrane
Molecular function (GO): bicarbonate transmembrane transporter activity; secondary active sulfate transmembrane transporter activity; chloride transmembrane transporter activity
Source: RefSeq, a predicted model, not a curated record
CACUCAGAUCUCCUGCGGUCUGACUGCUCAGAUGACAUCAGAGACAGAGAGAGGGCGGGACGUUAAGAGGGUGAAAGGGAGAGGGAGAGAGAGGAAGAAGUUAAGGCUGAGCUGAUCAACAUACGACACAUCAGACACUUGUGGUCCUGUUUGUCCCUGCGGCUCUGACUCUGCAGGAGCGAAGCUGACCACAUUAUCUACAUCCCCUCCCUCUUCCUCUCACCUUGCUGCCUCCUCUUCCCCCCUAAGACCAUGGAGGAAGCCACCAAGACCACAGACACUGGACCAGCCCUGCCGCCUCUCCUGGAACGACGGGUUCGCCAGCGAGAGCCCACAGUGUCAGUCCUCAAAUCCAAGCUGAAGCAGAGCGCGACAUGCUCCGUGCCCAGAGUGCGAUCCACCCUUACCGGGUUCUUCCCCGUGGUGCGCUGGCUUCCAAAAUACAAGCUCAGAGAGUACGUCUGGGGCGAUCUCAUGUCCGGCAUGAUCGUUGGUAUCAUCUUGGUGCCGCAGGCCAUUGCCUACUGCUUGCUGGCAGGAGUGGAGCCCAUCUAUGGUUUAUACACCUCGUUUUACGCCAACAUCAUCUACUUCCUCAUGGGGACGUCCAGACAUGUCAGCGUGGGGAUCUUCAGCCUCAUGAGCCUCAUGGUCGGACAGGUGGUGGAUAAGGAGCUAUACCUGGCAGGCUUUGAUCUCAAUGAGGACUCCAAAGCCUCUGUCCCGGAUGUGUUUAAUGCCACCCUGGGCACUAACCUCACAACUGGUAAACCUCACAGCGUGGAGCUAAUGGGUCUGCAGUGCGAGAAGGAGUGCUACGCCAUCAGCAUCGCUACUGCUCUUACAUUCCUGGCUGGCAUCUAUCAGCUCUUGAUGGCUGUGUUUCGGCUAGGUUUCGUCUCUGUUUACCUUUCGUCUCCUAUGCUGGAUGGUUUUGCUACUGGAGCCUCUUUCACCAUCCUGACCGUGCAGGCUAAAUACCUGUUGGGUCUAAAGAUUCCCCGUCACCAGGGCUAUGGCACAGUUGUCAUCACCUGGAUUAACAUCUUUGCCAACAUUCAUAGAACCAACCUGUGUGACCUCAUCACUAGUGCCAUCUGUAUCUCUAUAUUAGUGGCAGGGAAAGAAAUCCAGGAGCGCUACAAGGAUCGUCUGAAGAUCCCUCUGCCGACUGAGCUGAUAGUAGUUGCAGGAGCUACACUGGCCAGCCAUUUUGGGGAGCUGAACAGUCGUUACAGCUCCAGUGUUUCCGGUCACAUCCCCACAGGGUUCAUUCCUCCCCAGGUGCCCAGCUUUGGUCUUAUGCAGCGGGUGGCACUGGAUGCCAUUCCUCUGGCAGUCAUAAGUUUUGCUUUCACAGUGUCGCUGUCCGAGAUGUUUGCCAAGAAAAACGGCUACACGGUUCGUCCUAACCAGGAGAUGCUGGCCAUUAGCUUGUGCAACAUCGUCCCUUCCUUCUUCCACUGUUUCACCACCAGCGCAGCACUGGCAAAAACCAUGGUGAAGGACUCAACAGGCUGCCAGACACAGGUAUCAAGUUUGAUCAGUGCCCUGGUUGUCCUUCUCGUCCUCCUCUUCUUCGCACCCUUCUUCUACGAUCUCCAGAAGUGCGUUCUUGCUUGUAUCAUAAUCGUCAGCCUUCGGGGGGCUCUGAGGAAGUUCAAGGACGUCCCAGCUAAAUGGCGUGCCAGUAAAAACGAUGCUAUAGUGUGGCUGGUCGCGAUGUCAGCUACAGCUUUGAUCAGCGUGGAGCUGGGCCUCCUGGUCGGAGUAGUUUUUUCAAUGACCUGCAUCAUCUUUAAGACCCAGAAUCCUAAGGUCUCCCUCCUGGGGCGGGCCCAUGACACUGAUCUUUACGAGGACAUGGACGAGUACAAGGACCUCACGCCUCCACCUCGGGUUCAGGUCUUCCGCUUCCAGGCUCCCCUCUACUAUGCCAACAAGGACUCAUUUCUCAAAUCCCUCUACAAAGCUGUUGGAGUGGAGCCUUUCUUAGAGAUGACUAAGAGGAGAAAGGCAGAGAAGAAGGCCAAAGACAUAUCCACAAAACAAACCAAGGCAAAUGGGGAUAAAAACAACGGCGAGGUCAUUAUCGCACUCGUCCAAAGAGAACUGGAUUUCCACACGAUAGUUUUAGACUGCUCUGCCAUGCCUUUCAUAGACUCAACAGGCAUGGCCACAUUUAAGGGGCUGGUCAAGGAAUAUAAUGAGAUCAAGGUGAGCAUUCUCCUUGCCAACUGUAACACCUCAGUCAUUGAUACCCUGCAGAGGGGACAGUUCUUUGGGAAGAAUGACCAAGAAAUGAGCAGCAUGCUGUUUCAUACAGUCCACGCUGCAGUUCUUCAUGCAAACAGUACAUUUGCAGCAGCAGAAAGCAGGUCAGAAGACUCUGUGGUGUAGAGCAUCAGGAAAGAGAGGGAAUGGAGACAAAGAGAUGAUUUAGGUAUGCUAUGUUGCCAUCUUUAACAAUGCCGUAGUAGGCAGCGUUGAGGUUGCCUUUUAGGAAACAAUGUCCAAGAAAACCCAGGGUUACCAUGAGGAUCCAAUACCCUUAUUAGUACACUUAAAAACCAUGCAACAAAAAUAAGAUCCGACCUGCCCAAUGAGCAUUCUUUAAAGUCGUUUUUCAAGAAAUAAAAUGCCAUUUCACUGAUGAAAAUGUCAUGAAAUGUGGUCACUGUUUAUUACUGCUCAAGGUGCCUUUCAAUAUCAGGGUUUCUUUACGAUCAGCAAGAAAACAAUAAGGUGGGCAGAACAUUUUUCUUUCUGGCACACUCAGACUUUUGGCUGGGCUCUCUUUUGUGAUCUCUGACUGAGUCAUUUUUUGACAUCAUUGGUGCCAACAUGGAUUACGAUUUUGCUAAUGCUAGCGUACAUUGUUUGAGCUUGCACACCAGGGGUAGAGGGGGCACGCGGGGCAACGGGACAACCAGUGGAGCAGGUGAGAGUCAGAAACAGCAAGUUAGGAAGUUAGGAGCACUACCAGUUAGUUGGCAGCUGAAAAUAAAUACACUUGCUAAUGCUAUCAGUAGCAGGCUUGCCAUCAAGUCUGUGGCUUAAGCUUUCAAGAGUCCUCAUAACGUUAGCAGACAUGAGCUGUUUUACCUUACUGACUUGUUUCUCCAGAAGAGAUGCCACAUCUGCACAGGCAAAACAGUCAACGCAAACUGUUGUAACACAGUUAUCGAUGUUGCAUUAGCUGUGGAUGACUAAAGGCUAAGCUAGUUUGCUAGGCUAGGCUCAGAGCUGAACUAACAGCGCAGCAACAUAGGCAACAGUAAGAUGAUUUAAAAUAAUAAGAAAAGUAGCUAGUCUAAUGUAAUGUGGACUUACCACAGUGAGGCAACUGACCAGACAAGAAGAAAUGUAAAGAAAAAGACAAAACCAAGGAGGAUGAAGGAGAAAAUAACAGGAAUCAAGUUGAAAAUACGUGAAAAUGAUCUUUGACGAAAAGGAAGAACACCAAGUCAGCCAAUAUAUUCACUGAUCAGCAAAUUCUGCCAUGACAAUAAAAUGAAGCCAAACUUUUACAAAUUUCAUGCUGCAGCAGUGCUGUUUCAGAUUAAGAUGCAAAUAAAGAAACAAAGAUAUAAUUUUUUUUAUUUUAUUAUUUUUUUUGUUUUAAGUUGGUUGCAUUAUGCACCUGAACACAUUUUCAAUCAAUCAUUCAACCUGAAUGCUGGGACUCACAGACCAAAGUGUGUGUGAGUGUCUGUAGACCAUUAAGGGACUCCCCAUGAGCCAUAGCAUUAAUAUCAAGAUAUUGAUAUCAAGAAUGAGGUCUCAUAAAUGUAAACACAGCGAACACUGUGACCUACAUCUAAUAUGUAUGUUCUCACUUGUUUAGUGAUUAAUCGAUUACAGUUGAUUUGUAAGAAUGUUAGUUCUCACGUGGUUUUUUUUUGCCCAGGAUGAGCUUCUAUUCAGUUGGUGAUAAAUGUCUUGUUUUUUUUCAAAUGACACAAUUGUGUCACCGCAAAGCCGUUUUAAACUUUUAUAUCACUUCAAGCCUUUGGCCAAAGUCCAUGAUGGCCCUAAUCCAAGAGUCCAGAGUUCAACCACAGAGAUUCAGCCACGGUCAGCAUGAUUUCCUGGGUAGCCAGCUAUUACCCUGGACCUCAAAAUAAUUUCUGAAAAGGCCAGUUAAUCUCUUCCUGACCAUAAGAAGAAGCGCUUGUUUGUGGAGGGAUCAGAAGUUUUACAUGACUCACGAGGACUCGCACACAGAGAGGGCAUUGCCUUCAAACCAGGGCUCAUUACAAUGUACUUGUACUCUUGAUCACCCAGCCAGAACAGUAUGAUCUGUUCUUGAAAAAAAGUAGAUGUAUUGACACACAUCUGAGGUCUCCUCUCGGGUGCCGGAUGAAAGAUAAUCGUUGUAUGGUGCUUCUGAAAUUGAUAUUUUUACUGAAUACCCUGACGGCAGCAGGUGAUGCCACGUAUUUUGUCAAAAUGCUUCACUGCCACUCGUUUGUUAGAAGAAAUGUUUUUAUGACUUGCAACUUUGUCUCUGUUAGCUCUUCAAACCUCUUCAGAUAUUUUCUUGAAAGUAAUUUAAACAGGAUGUGUUUCUACUUUCCUGCAAACAAGUUCAGAUCAUGUGGAUGAACCGAUUUUGUAAUAUGAUGUAGUCUUUCUUGUUUGUCAAUUAAGAAAAUCGUCAUUGUGUAUUUUUCAUACACUUAUUUUGUCAAACACAUUUUUUCCAUGUAUUCAUUUAAUGCAAAUCAUGAUAGUGAUUACAUGAGUCUGUUCGACUUUCAUUUCUGACGUAGUGUUGACAUUCAACACUUGUAUACAAACACUGCCUUACUGUUUGAAUACUUGAAUUAAACUGACGAGUUUUUAGUGAA